Ascochyta rabiei is the source of this 372-nucleotide messenger RNA. RefSeq lists its product as uncharacterized. The coding region runs from base 1 to 372 and encodes 123 amino acids. The transcript is spliced from 2 exons. Gene Ontology annotation, cellular component: membrane. NCBI's taxonomy places the organism in Eukaryota, Fungi, Ascomycota, Dothideomycetes, Pleosporales, Didymellaceae. The record is from RefSeq and is a predicted model, not a curated record. Gene Ontology annotation, molecular function: transmembrane transporter activity.
AUGUACACGACUGUUCCCAUUUACACUUUCAAUUAUUUCACGCCGGCUAUCCCAGUUGGCAUGGGCUACAGCGCCGGCAUCGCUAAUGCCCUCUCUACGCCCCCUGCCAUCGUGGCGAUGAUCGCUGCCUUUGGCUUUGCCUGGAUCGGAGACAGAUACCAAGACCGCGCACCCAUCAUUGCCGUCCAAUCCGUGAUCUGUUUGAUCGGACUCAUGCUCGUCGCCUACGCACAGAACAACGGUGUCUGCUACUUUGGCGUGUUCCUUGGCAUCAUGGGCAGCCAAGGCAACGUACCUGCCAUCCUCACCUACCAGGCCAGCAAUGCCCGCUUGCAGAGUAAGCGCUCGACGGCCAGCUCUUUGCAGAUAUAG